Messenger RNA from Alternaria viburni, 951 nucleotides. RefSeq lists its product as uncharacterized. The record is from RefSeq and is a predicted model, not a curated record. Gene Ontology annotation, cellular component: mitochondrion. The coding region runs from base 1 to 951 and encodes 316 amino acids. Lineage: Eukaryota; Fungi; Ascomycota; Dothideomycetes; Pleosporales; Pleosporaceae. The transcript has 2 exons.
AUGGGGGAAGAACAAGCCAGCGCCACAGAGCACAGAGAUACGACCACCGUACCCAAAGUCGCAACACCCUCAAUCGCGAUUCCCAAACCCAACCUGCCGCUCCCCACGAUGCGCAAACCCACCUCGAGCGAAACAUCCCACGAAUGGAACACGUCCAAACUCGGUCUACGCAUCGGCGUCGACGCCCUCUCCGCCGGCUCCGCAGGCAUACUCGUCGCACCCAUCAUAACCAUGAUCGACAAAGGCAUCAUCGAAAAUGCCAGCGGGCGUAACAGUCUCGGCGAGAGUCUGAAAAAGAGCGCAAUCGAACUCCUCGCGAAACCGCACCGCUUCCUCGGCAGCAAACCCUUCGUCCUGAUUUUCAGUCUAUACUUCGGUACAUACUUUACCGCCAACAGCAUCGACACGGCGUCCGCGACGGUUAAGCCCACGCAAGGUUUACAAGAGCAAACGAGCGGUACAAGCAAGUUCCUCGCUACAAGCACAACAAAUUUGGCACUGUGUCUGUAUAAAGACAAUCAGUUCACCCGGCUCUUCGCUGCGCCGGGGUCGUCGCCACGACCUGUUCCUCUGCCUACAUUCGCGCUCUUCACCGUCCGCGACUGCCUUACUAUUUUCGCUUCGUUCAACUUGCCACCGCUGCUUGCGCCCAAGGUAGACGAGCGCAUGGGCACGGAGGUCAAGAAAUAUGUUGGUGCGCUGAGUGUUGCGCAGUUUGUUACGCCUGCUGCUGUGCAGCUUGUGAGCACGCCGUUGCAUUUGCUCGGUCUGGAUUUGUACAAUAGGCCUGAGGCUAGGGUUGGUGGUGUGGAUGGCAGGGCAGGAAGGGUGCUGAGGGAUUGGGCGAAGAGUGCUGCGGCGAGGAUUUGUAGGAUUGUGCCGGCGUUUGGAGUGGGAGGGGUGGUUAACACUAAGGUUAGGAAGAAUAUGAUGGGUAGGCUCGAGGGGUAG